Messenger RNA from Closterium sp. Naga37s-1, 1401 nucleotides. The record is from the annotation of a GenBank genome assembly. Lineage: Eukaryota; Viridiplantae; Streptophyta; Zygnematophyceae; Desmidiales; Closteriaceae.
AUGCCUGCAUACUCUGCGUACUUGCUCCCAUCCCCAGCAGUGCUCCCAUCCCCAGCAGGGGCUAGAUGGGUGGGACGCACAGCAAGUUGUGCAAGGAGGAGAAGGGGGUUCUAUAGUCCAGUCGAAAAGGGGGUGAGGCAGGUGCCCGACUGCAUCAAGUUGCAGGCAGAUGGGGAUGAAGAUGCUGCUCCCAUGCUGCCCUCUCCCUUCCUGAUCUUAUGCACUCUCCAUCCCCUCCAUAUCCCACCAGUUACGUCCGUCAGUGGCGCUGCUCCUUGCCCUGCAGCCACUCCCCUUGCACCAAUCACAGCCACGCUCAUUCCACCAAUCACAGACUGUGUCCCUGUCCUCCCCCACCCCGCCCCUCCGUGCCAGCCCUCAUACUGCACUCACCCCAUCAGUCCUGCAACCAGAUUCACCCACGCGGCAUGCCGCAGGGUUCACUCUUUUCUGCAGCAUCCACCCCCCUUCCAUUCCUCACGUCACACGACCCUGCUUCUGUUUGCCGCUAGGCCCUCAUGCUGCCCCACUAUCACCCUGCACCCCUUGGAUUCCAACGCUCAUCAUUGCCCCUCACCAGACGCGCAUGCUGCGCCCACGGGCUGUCACAAGGCACGACGCUGGCUCACUCCCUUCUGCGCCAACCACUACCCCACAGCCCUCACACCACCCUGCUCCUUCCCCCUCUCCCGCCCCCUGUCUGUCCUCAUGCUGUGUGGUGGCAUGUGUGUCAUAACUAGCAAACUACAGCCACGAGGCGCCACUGACUUUCGCAUCGCACAGCAUCGUUCUGCCCCAUCCCUCUUCUCCCACCAGAUCCUCAUGCUGCACUGUGGACUGCCAGCGCGCAUCACGGACUGCAGCCACGAGGCAGCACAGCGAGGCAGGGAGGCAGGGAGGCGCCGCAAGAAGCUCCCAGCACUCAUCACGGAUUACAGCCACGAGGCAGCACAGCGAGCCCGGGGAAGUGCUCCGCUUGCUAGCUGUCAACGCCAGACCCUCAUGCUGCACCCAUGUGCCCCAUCCCUUUGUUCGCCGCCAGGCCUUCAGAUCACCGUGCUGCCCCAUCCCUCCUGCCACCAGGUUCUCAUGCUGCGCCAGAAGCUCCCAGCACUCAUCACGGAUUACAGCCACGAGGCAGCACAGCGAGCCUUGGAAGUGCUCUGCUCGCUGGUUGUCGACGUGGAAAGGUGCCCUGGGGGAGAGGCGGCGCGAGGGGGUGGCGAAAGCUGCGGCAGCUGUGCUGCAACCUGUCAUCAGCGAGGUAGGCGGGGGUCCAAGGAGACAACGGUUAGGCCAGGGAGGCUCUCUGCUCGCUGCCUGCUGAGGUGCAAAGGAGUGGCGAGAGGAGGGGCUGCAGCGGCCGCGGUGCUGCACUGCAGCCUGUCAUCGGCAAGGUAG